UGAAAACGACGAACUGUUGGCGACUGUUAAAUCUGAUACAAACAUUGCGAAAGGGAAAGCAAAUUACCGCGUGAGGAAUAUUCGAAUGAUAUUAAUGGUAGUUCUUGGUUGCGGUAUUAUACAUUUUUUUCUUGCAUAAACCGAAAUUAAAUCAUCAGUAUGGAUUUUGAUAUUUUAGAUUCAUUGGACGACUUGGGCUAUGCAGGUCCUCUGAAGAGUGAUUCUGCAGUUAAAGAGGCAAUUAACGCUGGACCGAAGUCUAAAGAAUUUACAGAACUUAUUGAAUGGUUUUCAGAAGAGUUACAAAGUGCUUGUGGACUAGAUUCAUAUGUGAAUGCAAUUACAGAUCCCGAAGAUGUAAGUUCAUUCCUAAUGGAAGUUAGUUCCCUUUUAAAAGAGCUACAUUGCCCUUAUAAGUCACUGGUAAGUGGUCCUAUCAGUCAAAGGCUUCUUGAUGUUCCUAGCAGAAAUGUGUUGUUAGAUUUCUUGUGUACUGAAUUGCAAGCUGCUCGUUUACUGCAGUGUAAAACAAAAAAGAAGCAUACUCUUGAAAUUGAAAUGGAUGAUAGUACUACUGCCACAUCACUCAUGAAAGUUAUGGAAAUUCUUGGUAUUCCUAAAGAGCUUGCUGAAAAUCCUGAUUCUGUGUUACCUGAAAUAGAAAAGAAGGUGAAUGAAAAAGUAUCAAAAAGGCCUGAACUCAUAUCUGAGCCUGCAUUCAAAGCAAGUUUGACUGAAAAACAGUGGGCGGGGCUUGAAAACCUUUUUGAAGAAUUUGAGGCUGAUUAUACAGUUCGACGAGAAUUAUUAAUCACAAGGUUAGAUGUAACCAUCCAGUCAUUUCAAUGGGGUGAAGGCAGCAAGGGAAAAGAACAUGGAAUUGUAGAUGCCUAUGUGUCUCUUCGAAACAAAUUAAAGAAGCAUCCAUCUGUUAAACUUACUGAUGUAUUAGCUGCCAGAGAAAGCAUAUUUAUAAUUGAAAAAACUAGUUCUGCAGAAUUAGUGAAAAAUACAAAAUCUCAUUUGAAUCGAGUUUUAAUACCAGCUGUACCUGACAGAGGUGGUCGACCCAAAGAGCAGAGACCACCUGUAGAAAUGCCAAACUGGAUGAAAAGAUCACCGGGAGGUGCAGGUGGUGGUAGAGGUGAUCGCCAUGGUGGUGGCUGGCGAGGUCAAGGAAAGAAAUUUCGAGGGGGCCAUGGUCAUAAAAGUGGUGGAAAGUGGUAGAUCGAAGAUCUUAAAUUUUUCACAUUUUUAUCACUGACAUUACUUUUAAUGUUCUGUAAAAAAAUGUUACAUAAAAUGUAGAUUUUGCUCAUGCCAGCAUGAUCAUUGGUGUUCAUAUUCAUCUUUGUUAAGUUUCGUAAAUUGUGUUCCAUUUUCCAUAUAUUUUGCCAUUUCAUAAUAAUAUUCUGCUGUUAUUUUAUACAGAAAUUGACUUAUAUGAAGUAAAAAUUGAUAAUAUGGGUUGUUCCCAAUUUUUGAAAGACAUUUGCCUUAAAUUUGUAUAAAUUAUUGUUUUGUAUUGUCAAAAUAAAUUGUAUUUGCACAAAAAUGUAAAAGCAUGUUUUCAGAAAAGGCAAAAUGUACAAAUAAACAUUGGUUUCCUCUUGAUGUAUUGGAAAGAGAAAAUAAAAUAUUUAUAAAACAUUAAAAA
This is a messenger RNA of Stegodyphus dumicola, 1657 nucleotides long. Its product is annotated as protein FAM98A-like. Gene Ontology annotation, cellular component: tRNA-splicing ligase complex. Lineage: Eukaryota; Metazoa; Arthropoda; Arachnida; Araneae; Eresidae. The record is from RefSeq and is a predicted model, not a curated record.